AGAACUCACCUAUAAGAAUUCUCCAAUUUUAUAAUGCAUCAUUUAAAGAAAUCCUUUUGACAGUUUCUCCAUCAAUGUCUAUUUGUUUGAUAGGUCUUUAACAACAUUCUCUCUCUCUCUCUCUCUCUCUCUCUCUUGGUUCCAAUAAGCCUCUCUAAUGGCUGCUCAAACUUCAGCCAAAAGCCUGCUACAUUUAUCAUCAUCUUCUUCAUCAUGUCCUUGUUUUGGGACUUCAAAACAAUCAAAUUUGAUAAAGUCGAGGAAAACCCAGGUGGGGUUUGAACCAAGAGGACUCACCCAAUACACAAAGCCAAUAAAUGUUGAGACCUUAUCAUUGAGUUACACGAGUGGAAAAAGAGUGGUGGUGGAAGAGAGAAAGAAGAGAUGGGAGGUGAAGUGUACGGCGGAGGGAAUAGAGAGAGGGGUGUUGAUGGGGAGGAGAGGAAGAGAAGAAGCGGUGGCUACUGUCAAAGAAUUGGUGCCAGAGAGGUUUAAGGUGGUGGCUUUGAUGGCCUGUGUUAUGUGCCUGUGUAAUGCUGACAGGGUCGUCAUGUCAGUUGCUGUUGUCCCGCUAGCGACAAAAUUUGGGUGGUCCAAUUCUUUCUUGGGUAUUGUGCAGUCGUCCUUUUUAUGGGGAUAUAUAUUUUCAUCUGUGGUUGGAGGAGCCUUAAUUGACAAGUAUGGGGGAAAGAGAGUGUUGGCAACUGGUGUGGCCUUGUGGUCAUUGGCCACCCUGCUCACCCCUUGGGCUGCCAACCACUCCACAACCAGCCUCUUGGCCAUUCGUGCUUUCUUCGGAUUGGCUGAAGGCGUAGCUCUACCUGCCAUGGGCAUCAUUUUGUCAAGGUGGUUUCCAAACCAUGAACGAGCAAGUGCAGUGGGUAUCUCCAUGGCUGGAUUUCAUCUUGGCAAUGUAGCAGGCUUACUACUAACUCCAAUUAUGUUGUCAUCAAUUGGAAUUACUGGUCCUUUCAUUCUCUUCGCAUCACUUGGGUUAAUCUGGUUGUCAACAUGGACACAAGUCACAAAUGAUCCACAAGAAAGCCAAUUUAUUAGUAAAUCAGAGCUGCGACUAAUCCAGGCUGGAAAAAAUGACUCUCCAGUAAGCGAUGGCAAGUUCCCACCUAUACGGCUCUUAUUAUCAAAAUUACCAACAUGGGCUAUCAUAUUGGCUAAUAUAACUAACAAUUGGGGAUACUUUGUUCUUCUCUCAUGGAUGCCUGUUUAUUUCAAGACUGUAUUUAAUGUGAACCUGAAGCAAGCAGCAUGGUUUAGUGCCGUUCCAUGGGGAACAAUGGCACUUUCUGGCUAUGUUGCAGGUGCAACUUCAGAUUAUUUAAUCAAGGCAGGCGUCAAUUUGACAUUAGUACGCAAGAUAAUGCAGUCUAUUGGUUUCAUUGGACCUGGGGUGUCAUUGCUUUGCUUGAAUUUUGUUAAUACACCUGUACAAGCGUCAGUCCUCAUCACAAUAGCCUUGAGCUUGAGCUCUUUCAGCCAAGCUGGCUUUCUCCUCAACAUACAAGAUAUAGCUCCUCAGUGUGCUGGACUUCUUCAUGGGAUUUCAAAUUCUUUCGGGACACUAGCAGCAAUAGUCAGCACAAUUGGAACUGGUUAUUUUGUACAGUGGUUGGGAUCUUUCCAGGCAUUCUUGACUGUCACAGCUGGACUCUAUUUCAUGUCAACUGUAUUCUGGAACCUGUUUGCUACUGGAGAGCGAGUAUUCUAGCACUAGAAUGAAAUUUCAUACAAUUUAGCAUCCUACCAUUUUCUCCUAAUACUAGGAAAUUCUAUUGGGAAAUUUAGAAUGAAAAAUUGUGCAUGAAUGGUUUGAAAAUGAUGAGUAUUUUUUAAUUUUUUUUGGGUUUGGCACAUGUUAAGCGGGGAGGGAGAAUUUGAAUCGUGAAUAUCUUUGUUGGAAGCGUCAAGAAAUGUUAUCUAACCUAAAGGUCAUUAGCUAGAAGUGAUGAGUAAUUUGAUGGUCUCUCUGCAAGAAAACAUCAAAUUACAUGCCAUUUAUUUUUUUGUUUUUUUGGUUCCUUUCCAUUUGUAGAUGUUGGAUUCAGUUGCAGUACAGAAAGAAAUUGAAACAAUGUGAGAAAAUAGUAUAUUAUAGUUAUCAACAUCGACGCUCAAUUGUUUAUUUA
Quercus robur (English oak) is the source of this 2144-nucleotide messenger RNA. Its product is annotated as probable anion transporter 3, chloroplastic. Gene Ontology annotation, biological process: transmembrane transport. The transcript is spliced from 8 exons. NCBI's taxonomy places the organism in Eukaryota, Viridiplantae, Streptophyta, Magnoliopsida, Fagales, Fagaceae. The record is from RefSeq and is a predicted model, not a curated record. Gene Ontology annotation, cellular component: plastid. Gene Ontology annotation, molecular function: phosphate transmembrane transporter activity. The coding region runs from base 158 to 1726 and encodes 522 amino acids.